Glycine soja is the source of this 1330-nucleotide messenger RNA. RefSeq lists its product as uncharacterized. The transcript has 6 exons. NCBI's taxonomy places the organism in Eukaryota, Viridiplantae, Streptophyta, Magnoliopsida, Fabales, Fabaceae. The record is from RefSeq and is a predicted model, not a curated record. The coding region runs from base 487 to 951 and encodes 154 amino acids.
ACAGAACAACUGAAAACCCGAGCAACCAGAGAAAGAAACUGCUCUGGGUCUCUGUCUUGAUUUGAUUCCUUCAAUUUCUCUUUGGGGUUAUUACAAGAUAAAAAAACCAAAAUUCCAAGUAAGAAAAUUACUAGGAAAGGUUGAAAGCUGAACCUUUUUUAAUUUUACAUAUCAUGAGAGCAGUCCAUCUUUUCUGCCUUAUAAAAGGGUGUGAGGAAUGAAUGGUUUCAUUUGAAAAACACAAACUUCUCUUCAUUCACGUGCCUCUCCUUUUCCUUUUCCUUGUUCUCUUCUCUUAACGUUUUUUUUCUCUUCUCUCCUCUGUUUGUUUCCCGAGAAAAACGUAAAUUUUUCUCAUUUGGAGGCCUUUUUCAGGCGGUGGUUGGUGUAGUUUUGUGGGUUGUCUCUAUUUAAAGAACCCUCACACACUCACUUUUGAUCCAAAGUAUUGAUUUUGAUACAAAAGUUUUUAAGUUUUAGAGAAGAAUGGAAGGGAAUAAGCAAAAGGGUACUUCUUCUUCAUUCACCUCUGAGCUCUUUGGGUCCAAAGAGUCUCGUCCCUCUUCUUCUUCUGGGAUUUUUGGCUCCAUUUUUUCUCCUCCAUCGUCUAAGGUGUUAGGGAGAGAGUCUCUGCGCUCUGAAUUGAGUGGCAAAAUUGCCAAUGAAACCUGGAGCUCCAAAAUUUGUAUUCAAGAUAACUUCUCCAAGGGUAAUGGUAGCGAGGCUCAGAAUGCUGUGAACAAGGAUAUGAGUUCCAUCUAUCAGGAUCAAAGAGUCCAACCAUGUCACCUUAGUUCAUCAAUUUAUUAUGGUGGUCAGGACAUCUAUUCUAGUCCUCAGAGUACACAGAAUGAGGGAUUCAACUCUAUGCAGCACAGGAAUGUUGAUGGAGAAGAUGGUUCAGAAUUUGCUUCAAGAGGAGACUGGUGGCAAGGGGGUCUCUAUUAUUAAGAUCACUCUUGUCAAGGCAUGUGCUUCUCAAGGUACAUAGCAAGGUAGUUUAGCAGUAUAGUCCAUCUUUUGUUAUAUGGAAGAACUAUACAGUAAUCAAAAGGGUUGUGGACAGCAAGUUGCUUUCUCUGGCUUUGACAGAAUCAUGAUAUGAUGAAACUAUAAUCAUUUGCGUUUCUUUUUUAUUUUAUUGUAAAGGAUAUUAUCCUCACCUUAUUGCAAAAGUUAUAUAGGAAUUCUAUGCAUUAUCAGCUAAUCUUGUGUGGCUGAACCUUUGCAAUUAUUUACUUUAAUGGAAGAAACUCUCUUUACUUGUUUCACCUCUAUCUUAGUACUUCAGCUAUGCAAUUAUUCACUUUAAUGGAAGAAAUUAUCUUUA